GGAGGUGGCGAUCGCCUUGUCCUGGUUCGUUCAAGAACACAUCUUCUCCAUGGAGCAUCUUGUCCAGCUCUUCCCUUCUUGUACAGAUGCGGACUUGCAGCGGCAUCUGGACAAUGCCGCUGGAAAUCUUGAAGUGGCGAUAAACACGAUUCUCGAGUCUUCAGCGGACCAAGAAAGCAGCGCUGUUCAGCUUAGCGCCACUGCGCCAAAUCAACAUCACAAGCGCCAGAAACAAUACUCGGUUGAAACUAUCGAAGUCAAUGGGCAUAGCACCGAGGUAUGGGACCUGACACUAGACUCCGACGGCGACGACGAAGACAAUCACGACAACGAAGGCGAGUGGUAUAAGGGCACAACUGAGAACUUGGACAUCUUUAUAUCCCAACAGCCAGGCAUUGCCAUAGCGGCAGGGAGCAGUUCCACAGGUCCACAGAAACCAGUUGCGUCCGAUUCAAGACCCAGCUUUGAGGACUUUCACAAUGAGCAACAGCGACUGCUGGAAGAACAAGCCCGGAAAGCCGCAGAGGUACAGGAGCAGAAAAACAAACUGGUGGCCAACUUUAUUUCGAUUGCUCAGGAUAUGUUUGAAAACAUCUCGGUACCGUACCUUGAGAGGUUGCUGGAGGAGACCCGACCAAGGUUUCUUUCGGAUGACGAACUUGUGGAUGCGUGCAUUGAGAUUAUCUUUGCGCUGAAUGGCCGGUAUCCCAAAGCGAAGAGGAAGCGCCUCGAUGAUGAUGAUGAUGACGAUGAGGGUGAAGGCGGAGGAUCAGAACCAUACAAUGAAGGGGACGAAUACGUCGGCGGCGUGGCCGGCGAUGGGGACAAGAACAUUUCAAAGAGGCAACGGGACUACAUGAACUGCACCAUCAGGAUGUCGGCAGCAUACGACGCGCAAAGCGCAAUACAGCUGUACCAGGACUUUCCGAGGAUCGCGGCGUCUUCGAUCAGAUCGUGUUUGAAGAAGUUCUCAUUUCAUUAUGCGCCAACAUUCGAGUAUCUGAACAGUUUGUGGACCGAGUUUGAACCAAAAGGCAGUCAGGGGAAAGCCAAGGCGGGAGAGAUCAAGAUAAUAUUGGUAUCAGUACCUAGAAAAAAACGACCCCCGCUUGAACCUCAAGGAAUGGAUCCUGAAUUCCGAAGAGAAAUGGACUGGAUGAAGGCCAAAGUCGCAAAGGAACUCGCAGAGAUACAGACGAUUGAGAAUGAAGAAAAGAAUACGAACUACUACCGGGACCGUGGCGAACUCUGGCUGCUGUUACGAUGAUGUACCUCCGAAUCGCGUCGCACAGUGUGAAGAUGGGCAUCUCUUUUGUCUCGAAUGCUCGAGACGUGGAGCUGAGGCAGAGCUCGGAUAUAGGCGCACUGUUCUAAAGUGCAUGACAGACGGAUGUACUGCAGUGUUUACGGAUGCUGAGGCAGUCAAAUUCUUACCUAAGCCUGUACUGCAAGGCCUGUUUAGGGCACGGCAGCAA
Gamsiella multidivaricata is the source of this 1475-nucleotide messenger RNA. RefSeq lists its product as uncharacterized. NCBI's taxonomy places the organism in Eukaryota, Fungi, Mortierellomycota, Mortierellomycetes, Mortierellales, Mortierellaceae. Bases 50 to 1267 code for a protein of 405 amino acids. The record is from RefSeq and is a predicted model, not a curated record. Gene Ontology annotation, molecular function: ubiquitin binding. The transcript has 4 exons.